Neltuma alba is the source of this 321-nucleotide messenger RNA. Its product is annotated as GDSL esterase/lipase At2g03980-like. Lineage: Eukaryota; Viridiplantae; Streptophyta; Magnoliopsida; Fabales; Fabaceae. The record is from RefSeq and is a predicted model, not a curated record. Bases 1 to 321 code for a protein of 106 amino acids. The transcript is spliced from 2 exons. Gene Ontology annotation, molecular function: hydrolase activity, acting on ester bonds.
AUGUUCAAGGAGCAAGCAGCGUUGGAGAGGCAUCUAUCCGAAUCCUUGUUUGCUGUCAAUGCAGGGGUCCAUGACUACGACCAGAUUAAAAACAAAAUCUUGCCUUCUCCUAGCUCAUUUGCUCUGUUCCUGUUAAAAGAAUUUUGCAGACACCUGCAGGAACUGCACAUAUUUGGAGCACGGAAGUUUUUGGUGACCAAUUUUCCCCCAGCAGGGUGCUUUCCAUCAAUUGCUGCCCGCAUGACACCAAAAGGAAAUUGCAAUGAAACAAUGAAUAGGAGGAUUAAUUCUUACAAUAAGAGGCUCCCAGGAGUGCCAUGA